UCCCACUGUUAGUGUUCAACUCUCUGUCAUUCUCCUUUAUUGCAAUUUCAUACGAUUAUCUAGCUAGAUGAGUUGCAACAGCACCUCAUCCCCGGUAGCCGAACAGAGGGAGACAGAUAGUUCUGGGUCGGUUGGAGAUAGGAGUCGAGCUCCCUCUUUCGGUGUGGUGUGUCCGCCCCGAGAGUCCACAGCGAGGCGGUUAGUCCAGGCUGCCCGGUCUGAGGAAGAGGAGGGAAAGUGAGAGUACCGGCUGUGCUUUUUCUUUGCAGGUGUGCAGUGAUAAGGUUUUCUACCUCAACCGGAAUACCAAAUUUCAAGCCAGGAGGACAGCAUGUUCCAGCUUCCGGUGAACAACCUUGGCAGUCUAAGGAAAGCCAGGAAAAAUGUUAAGAAGGUGCUAGGUGACAUUGGCUUGGAGUAUUGCAAGGACCAUAUUGAUGACUUUAAAGAUUUUGUGCCGAAUGACUUUUACAUCAAGAACACCUCGUGGGAUGAUGUGUGCACAUGGGAUCCAUCAAUGACCAAAUCACAAGACUACAGGUCAAAGCCAUUCUGUUGCUCCGGCUGUCCUUUUUCCUCUAAGUACUUUUCUGCCUACAAGAGCCACUUCCGCAACGUCCACAGCGAGGACUUUGAAAACCGCAUCCUCCUAAACUGUCCUUACUGCACUUACAAUGGGAACAAAAAAACCCUGGAGACACACAUUAAGCUGUUCCACAUGCCCAGCAUGGCACGCCAGAGUCCCGCAGGCUUAAAGGGAGCAGGGCCUGGGCCAGGUUUAGCCUUGAAAGAAGGUAUUCGAUUGGACAAAAGUGGACGUGACAGUGUGGAACAGGCAGUGUAUUACUGUAAGAAAUGUACCUACAGGGACCCACUGUACAACGUGGUGCGCAAGCACAUCUAUCGAGAACAUUUUCAACAUGUAGCUGCACCCUACAUGGCCAAGCCCAAUGAGAAGACGACCCCUAAUGGAGCAACAGCUAGUGCUGGAACAGGAGCUGGAAACGCAGCAGAUUCAAGCACUGCUGGAAGCAAUUGUAAUAUAUCAGCCAUUCAUUGCAAACGUUGCCUCUUUGUGCCACGUACCUACGAGGCACUUGUGCAGCACGUUAUUGAGGACCAUGAACGCAUCGGUUACCAAGUUACCGCCAUGAUUGGACAUACCAACGUGGUGGUACCUCGUGCAAAGCCCCUAAUCAUGGUCUCCCCAAAAUCUGCAGGAGACAGGAGCAUCAUUGGGGUCACGCCCAAGGGCACUCUGGUAACUGCUGGGGUUCGACCAUUAAGCACGCAGCAGGUUAGUAGGAUGGUCAUUCCGAAGGGGAGUCUGAACUCCGCCAGUCUCUUAUCAGGUGUUCAGGUAAAACAGGGUGCUUCUGGGCUGAAGGCCGCCACGACGCAGGCCUUGGCCACUGGGGGACAGCAGGUGCGUAUCACUUUACCGGGCAGUGCACAUGUUUCUGUUGCCCAGCAGUCUCACACAGCCAAACCUCAGCUUUCUGCCAGCAGCCUGCGAAGCCCGGCAACUUCCUCCUCUUCCUCUAUGAUUAAGAUCCCACCCCUGACCACACGCGUUCAGGCAGCUGCAGCCUCUGUGACAUCUGUUACUGCAAAGAAAUCAAAUUCCUCUCUGCUGGGCACAUCUUACACACAGAAAUGGAAGAUCUGUACCAUCUGCAACGAGCUCUUCCCUGAAAAUGUAUAUAGCUCCCACUUUGAAAAGGAGCACAAAGCUGAGAAGGUUCCUGCUGUGGCCAUUUACAUCAUGAAGAUUCAUAACUUCACCAGUAAGUGCUUGUAUUGCAACCGCUACCUGCCCAGCGAUACGCUGCUCAACCACAUGCUGAUUCACGGUCUCUCUUGUCCGCACUGUCGGUCCACUUUCAACGAUGUGGAGAAGAUGGUUGCGCAUAUGCGGAUGGCGCAUCCAGGAGAGUCGGUUGGACCGCGCACUGAUUCGCCUCUGACUUUCGAUCUCACCCUUCAACAAGGAAAUCCUAAGAACGUGCAGCUGAUAGUCACUACCUACAACAUGCGAGAUGCUCCUGAGGAAUCUGUAGCAUUCAGUGCCCAGAACAUUAACGCAUUCCACGCGUUAACAUCUGCGCAGACUAAAAACCAGGGGACCACACACCCUCCAAAAAUACCUGCAGAGGCCCCCGAUCCAACACCUGUCAAGAAUGCUCCAGAGGCAGCGGUGCCAUACAAGCAGGAUGUGGGUAAGACUCUUUGCCCACUGUGCUUCUCCAUCCUAAAGGGUCCCAUUUCGGAUGCCCUGGCACACCAUUUGCGGGAGAGGCAUCAGGUGAUCCAGACGGUUCAUCCUGUGGAGAAGAAGCUCACCUAUAAGUGCAUUCACUGCCUCGGUGUCUAUACCAGCAACAUGACAGCCUCUACAAUCACAUUACACUUGGUGCACUGCCGUGGUGUUGGGAAAACUCAGAAUGGCCAGGACAGCAAACCCGCUCCAUCUCCCAAAGUAGUCCAGGCACAGGGAGCCUCUCUCAAACGGGCUGGAUUUGACAAGUUUGACCCGGCUGAUCCAAAGAGACGGAAAUUGGGGUCAGGGGACCAGGCUGGGCCAAGUCCCUUGGCAUCAGCUGAAAAGAAAGACGAGAAUGUGGUCUUUGCUUUGGACCCAAAAGGCCACGAGGAUGAGUCAUAUGAGGCACGCAAAGCCUUCCUCACACAGUACUUCAAUAAACAACCUUACCCAACCCAGCGAGAGGUAGAGAAACUGGCUGCCAGCCUCUGGUUGUGGAAGUCAGACAUUGCAAGCCACUUCGCCAACCAAAGGAGGGCGUGUGUACGUAAUUGUGAGACCCGUAAAAUGCGAGUUCUCCUAGGGUUUAAAAUGCGAGACGUUACGCGGCUACAGCACCCAAUGGACUUUAGUCCCGAAUGGUAUUUUCAAGCUCAUGAGCAGAACAGAGAGAGACGGACAUCUAGUGACUUACUAGGGAGAUCUGUAGGUUCGGUUAGCAGCGGUAAGGGAGAUACUGCUGCUUCUAAUGGUACCACGGUAAAGCAUGGGCCAUCGAGAAGAUCAGCCUCUAAAGCUUUGCCUCAGCCAAAUGGAGCAAAGGCAGUUCUGGGAAAAGAACAAAAACAGACAAUCAAAGGCGUCUUAAAGCCAGGACUUGUCAAUGCAGAGCCCAUUUCCUUGGAUACAGACAGUGAAGGAGAGGAAAACGUCAGGGAUGUGCAACAAAAAGAGAAUUCAAGGGUCAAUGACCAGGUGGGAGGCAGCAAAGGAGGAGAGAAGAAGGGAGAUGAUAAAGGAGAAAGCGAUUCUGACGCACAGGUAGAAUCCUGGUCUGAGGAGGCUUCACGCGGGGAGAAUGGUUACGGGCCCACGGACAAAUUAAAGAGAAGAGGUGGGAGGAGCUUGGGCAGCACGCCAGACGUUGUGGCCAAGCGUGGACAAUCAGGGUCAGGAGCCCAGCUUGGCAAACAACAGGUCUGACAUAUUGACACGGUUACACAAAAAGACAUGUUAACAUUAUAUUUGUUACAUUUGACACAUGCCAACGAACCUGCCUCACCUGAACUGAUAGACAUUUUGCAGUCAAUGGUGGCAGAAGGAACGUCAAAAAAAAAAAAGAAGAGGAGCAGUAAUGACAAGCUUUUCUUACACUUCCAGAAGCCAUUCAUUGAGACGAGAAAAAAAAAACGUUAAAGUGAAAUUAACAAUUUUUAUAUUUACGUUGAAUGGGAACUCAUUCAAAAACUGAUAGGGGCUAAGAAGCAUCUUUUCCUCAGGACAGGGAAAGAACACACUGAAAAUGCACCAAACAAUAGAAUAUGUUUUGCCUUCAAUUUAAGUUUCUUUAAAAUAUUCAGAUAAGUACUUAUAAACGCUUGUUGUGCCACUGUGCUUUUGCAAAAGUGAGUGGUUAUUAAACUUUAAUAACAGGUAUUGAAUUUCAUGUUAAACUCAUUGGCUAGUGUACAUUUGUACAGUCUUUUAGAUAUGUCUGAGGAGAUGGUGAAGUUGUAUUCAUGGAAAAAAAUGCUAUUCUUUUUGUGCACAUGCUAGACUGUCUUAUGUUCUUCAUUGGUUCACUUAGACAAUGGAUGUGGCUUUGGUGGCUGUUCUCACCUUUAUUUUUCUUUAUUUUUUUAACAAAACUAUAGCAUUUUUUGCUAAUUAAUAUAUCUAUAUAUGAGAUGCAA
Molecule: messenger RNA, 4176 nt
Organism: Chanos chanos (milkfish)
Lineage: Eukaryota; Metazoa; Chordata; Actinopteri; Gonorynchiformes; Chanidae
Gene: adnpb
Product: activity-dependent neuroprotector homeobox b
Exons: 4
Coding region: 332-3466 (1044 amino acids)
Biological process (GO): regulation of gene expression
Cellular component (GO): nucleus
Molecular function (GO): DNA binding
Source: RefSeq, a predicted model, not a curated record